Molecule: messenger RNA, 2752 nt
Organism: Drosophila grimshawi
Lineage: Eukaryota; Metazoa; Arthropoda; Insecta; Diptera; Drosophilidae
Gene: tadr
Exons: 9
Coding region: 382-2421 (679 amino acids)
Biological process (GO): amino acid transport
Cellular component (GO): plasma membrane
Molecular function (GO): amino acid transmembrane transporter activity
Source: RefSeq, a predicted model, not a curated record
AGUCAAUUGCGGCCAAUUUGAGUGAGCGCUACGUACUUGGAAAAUUACGUCUGAUAUUUAUACGCAAUUGAGUGCGUAACCUAACGAAAUAGUUUGUCUAUUGUACGAGCUGUUACGCUUCAAGGCGUUACAUGCCACGUCGACGUGGCUAAUUAAAGGCAAUGCCAAGCCACAAGUGAUACAAAAGCAAACACAAUAAUUAUUCUAAGCACUAAAUAAAAGCCUACAAUGCAAUGACCGAAAUAAAAAUAUGCAAUUAACAUUAAAUGCCAAGAAGAAAUAAAAUUCAAAACAUAGACUGCUGGUUGUUGGCAGGAAGCCAGAAAACUUAGCCAAAAGCUAACAAAAGUCUGCCAAAAAACAGCCCAGAAGAGCCGAACAAUGUCGAGCGCCAGCUUGCUUGACGCGCUCUGCUGCGGCAGCGGCGCUCGCCUGGCGUUGGGCACCUCAGUGAUUGCCUACUUGAUAGCUUUCAAUGAGGCUGCCGCACCGGGUCUAAUAUUUGCCACACUACUUGCCACAAUCUAUGGCGCCAUAGCAGCUCGCUGCAAGUCGAGUCUGCGUAGCCUGCAAAUGCCUUAUGUGCGUGCCACAAAUAAAUUUGACUUUGGCUGCCUCUUCUUGGCCACCUGGAUGGAUGCACUGGCAGCCAUGUGCGCCUGUGCCGCACUCUCUCGCACCCUGAGCGCCUGUCUGGAUGCCAUGACUGGUGGCCUGGCCCGUAUUCUUAUACUGGGCCGCAAUUCACCGGCAAAUGAGCCCUGGCCGGAUGUGCUUGGUGUUGCCGUUGUCUUCUUGGUAACUGGAAUGUUUAUGUUAGGUCUCGAGCACUCGAAGGCUUUCAGUUUCAUCAUGACACUUGGCAUGUUCGGGCUAAAUGCAAUUCUCAGCGCAGUUGGUUGGUGGCGUGGCGACUUUGUGGCCUGGUCGGACAACUACUUUCAGCCAAAUGGCAUUAGCAGCUUCCUUUUGACGACCGCAUUGCUUACCUAUGCCUUUCCCAGUGUCUGGUCUCAGCAGCAUCGCAGUGGUAGAAUCACGGCGGUACUUGUGAUUGCACUGGUGAUGAUCUCACUCCUGCUCACCUCCAUCUGUCUCUCGACAGUGGUGCAUUUCAAAUCACGGGAAGAAUAUGUGGCCGUACCACUUUUCAAUAUACUGGAUGAGAGUGGAUUUCAUAAGUUGGUGCCUGCCUCCGCUUGUAUGUUGCUGUUGACCAGCUCGGCAGCGUUUCUGGAAAUCUUUCCCGAGCUGUAUGGCAUUGUGGUGCGUCUGGCCACCUCCGAGUGGCGCAUUCUAAGCAAACAAAUCAGCUAUGAGAGCUCCGACAGUGGCAAUCCCGUUCUUGCCGUCUUCAUUGCGGGCAGCCUGUGUGCCAUGUUGGCCUUUGCGUGUCCGCUGCAGCAUCUCAGCUACUGUCUGGCAGCUAGUCACAUAACUGGCGCCCUUCUGCGUGCCUUCUACUUGCUAUAUGUGCCAUACCGUCCCAAAUUCAUGCAGCCCAGCAGCAGUGAGUCAUCGUUGUCCUACAGUCGCCUCUCCACAGCGCCCAUUGCCAAGAGCAGCAGCAGCUGCAGCGCUGCCACAUCUACAUCCAGUCGCAUGAAGCGCACUCUCUGGCACAUUGGCUUGUCCAAGCAGAGUGGCCUAAAGAAAAAGCCGAAGAACAAAUCAAGAACUAAGCCCGAGGUGGAAAAGGAAUGGCUCCUGCUAGGCGAACCCACAUCUCCACUGGCGCAACGCGAAGGCAGAGAUGUCGAGUCCACCAUUCUGUCAGACAGCGAGCCACCGCCAUCUGAUUUUGAGUAUCCCGAUAAGUUUGACAAAAGCGAUUCGGAUACCUCAACGGACAUUGAUGCCAUAGUCGAUGAGUAUCGUCAGAAGAUAAAGGUCACCACAGCUGGUCCGCUGGAGCGCAGUGUGCGAGUGCCGACACUCAGCUCAUGGAGGGUGACAAUAUUUUCAAUUGUCGUCAUCGGAUUGGGGAUAGCGCUGUGUGUGGCUGGUCUGGUGUUGCGUUGGGCACCCGCUGCGUUCACUGGCGCCAUUGGAGUCUUGAUUGUGGCCAUGAUGAUGGGCGUUAUACCGCAGUACACCGGCAGCGUCAUCAAUGUGAGUCCCGUGCUGUGCGGAAUGUGCCUGCUGCUCAGCGUUGUCCUCUUCUCAGCCUGUGCGGUCUACUCGUGGCCGGGUGUGCUCCUCUGGCUGCUGGGUGGCCUCGCUUUGCUGAUACGAUGUGAUAAAUAUUGCUGCAGCUGCUUCGAUCAGACAACCAUAUUGAAUGCCCAGCUGAUUCCCAGUGUUUCCGGCAAGGCAUCAAGCUCAACGUCAGCGACAAUGGGUGCAUCCACAAGCAUUAGGAUGCCCCGGCCCCCGAAGGGUGUGAUUAGUCUGCCGCAUCGGGUCAGCGGCAUUAGAUGACAGUCGGAGUCCUCCGAGGAGGAGGGCGAGGAACUCUUUCAUGAGGACUUCAAUGUGCGCGACUUUGAUGACGACGAUGCUAAUGAGGAUUGCUGGACUGAUUAGCUAGCAGUCAAUGUGUGAGGUCUUUUAAAUGUAGCUAGCCUUUUAACAAUUGCAAUGCGGAUCUUAGCCCAAAGAGUCCAGCUUGAAGUUAGUAUUAUACAACUAUAUAUAUUUAUAUAACAAUAUGUAUGCCAUCAAAACUAGUUAGUUUAUACCUAUGACGAAAUCUAUUUGCUGUUAGUUCCAACUAUUAGGUCAUUUAAUAAAUAUUGUAUGUCCCAAAAAA